Messenger RNA from Rubroshorea leprosula, 761 nucleotides. NCBI's taxonomy places the organism in Eukaryota, Viridiplantae, Streptophyta, Magnoliopsida, Malvales, Dipterocarpaceae. The record is from the annotation of a GenBank genome assembly.
CAAAGUUUGAUAAAGACAAUUAGAAGAAAAGAUCACAGAGAGAAUCAGGAGAGAAAUGGAUCAACCACAGCCGCAGCCGCCGCCGCCGCCGCCCCCUCCGAGGAGUCACCGCCUUAUUACCCUCGUACUGAAGCCCCUGACCAUCAUCUUUCUAUUGGCGGCACUAGUUGUCCUCACCACCGAUACUGGGACCUUUGAUUAUUUCGAGCUCGACGGCGAGUGUAUUCAUUUCAACGACAUACGCAGUUACAAGGACAUAUACAGUUACCGGUACUUACUCGGUACAUGUGUAAUCGGAAUGGCAUACACACUAUUACAAAUUGUAUUGUCAUUUUAUCAUAUCAGCACCGGAAAGCUUUUAAGCAGUCCGACUUUUGAUUUCUACGGUGACAAGGUUCUAUCUUAUACACUGGUAACUGGGGCUGCUGCAGGAUUUGGUGCUACCAGUGAUAUGCGAAAUAACAAAAUAAAUCCUAAAUGGAAAUGAGACUAAUAUCAUUUUGACCCUUGCAUCACAAAAGCUGCAAUCUGUUGGAGUUGUGAUUCAGAUAGUUUAAUCCCAGAAACAUUUUCGUUUUCGCUUCCUGCAUUCUUGUAUUCAUUAACUUGAUUCUACAAAUCUUCAACCAAAUUGUGUAACUAGUUAAUUAAAUCGUCUUGCAUUUUUAUAGUAUCACCCAAAUUUGAAAUCCUCUUCUCCAGAUCAUCAGCACGUUUUGUCACCUGUUCUUCACAUGCUUUAAUUAAUUCUUGUUCCAUAU